AUGGUUGUUGUUGUUGGGGUAACUUUGGUGGUGGUUGUUGUUGGGACAGCUGUGGUGGUUGUUGUUGUUGGGACAGCUGUAGUGGUUGUUGUUGUUGGGACAGCUGUGCUGGUUGUUGUUGUGGCAGCUGCUGUGGUUGUGGUUGUUGACGGGGAAGCUGUGGUGGUUGUUGUUGUUGGGACAGCUGUGGUGGUUGUUGUUGGGGCAGCUGUUGUUGUGGUUGUUGUUGGGGCAGCUGUGGUGGUUGUUGUUGUUGGAGCAGCUGUGGUUGCUGUUGAGGCAGCUGUGGUGGUUGUUGUCGUUGAAGCAGCUGGUGUUGUUGUUGGGGCGGCUGUGGUGGUUGUUGUUUGA
This is a messenger RNA of Xyrichtys novacula (pearly razorfish), 351 nucleotides long. The record is from the annotation of a GenBank genome assembly. Lineage: Eukaryota; Metazoa; Chordata; Actinopteri; Labriformes; Labridae.